Fusarium venenatum is the source of this 231-nucleotide messenger RNA. RefSeq lists its product as uncharacterized. Lineage: Eukaryota; Fungi; Ascomycota; Sordariomycetes; Hypocreales; Nectriaceae. The record is from RefSeq and is a predicted model, not a curated record.
AUGUACUCUCCCGCUAAACUCCUUGUUGCCGUCAUGGCCCUCACCACUUUUUCCUCGGCCAGUCCUGUCGCCGAGAAGAGCAACACUCAGAACCUCGAGGCUCGUGGUAACUGCUUAGGUUACGCGAAUUAUGCAGCCUGUGCUUCUGGUCGUCGACGUUCUUGCCCUCACGGCGCUGGACAGAACCAGUGCUUCACUGCCGCUUCGCGUGUCUGUCAGGAGAACUGCUAA